AUGUAUACCAUUGAUAUUGUAAAUGAAGAAAAGUAUGUUCAAAGAGUUGGUGACAUAUGCGGUGAACAUUAUGUUCCCGUUUCAUUGCCAGGUAGAUAUAAAUAUAAUAUAGAAGAUAUAGAAAAUAUAUUAUACAUAUGGAUGGAUAAAAAGUAUGAAAUAAAAAAUAAAGAAUAUAAAGAUUUAUAUAUAUUUAGCCUAAUAUUUAAAGAAACAAAAUUUUCCUUAAUAUUAUGUAAAUCAAGAUAUGAGAAUAAUUUUUGUACUUGGCAAAUAUUAUGGUAUGCUUGGAGAGAUAUUUUCAGAAAAAGUUUUGAAAAAAAUAAUAAAUACUUUGAAAAGUAUAAAAAUAAUAUUAUUGAUUUUCAAGCUGGUUGUAUUUACUUACUAUUUUUAUUAUAUUUUUGUCAGCAUGUAGAAUCAAACCAUUAUGCUUAUCCAUUAUAUAUGUCAACCGAAACAAUAAAUUUAUGUUUGGAUGUAACAGAAGAAUGUGAAAAAAGAAAUAUAUUUAAAGAAUUAAGAUUUAUUUUAAAUUUCAUGAUAGACUCUAACUCUAUUAUUUUGAGUUGUAAUGACUGCUUAAGUGAAAUUUAUCAAGAUAGAUAUGGUGCUCCACUUCAUAUAGAAAAAGGUAAACUUUACGUAGAAAAUUCUAUUGAGAUCAAUAAUGUAGAUGUACAAAAAUUUUUUGAUUAUUUUAUUAAUGAUAUAAGAGAUUUAAGUGAAUUAUGUGAUGAACAAAGAAAGAAAAAUACACUAAGCAACACUUCGACGUACAACCUUCUUUUAAAACUAGAAAACAUCAAAAAUAUAAUUAAUAAAGAUAAUGAAUGA
Molecule: messenger RNA, 837 nt
Organism: Plasmodium gallinaceum
Lineage: Eukaryota; Apicomplexa; Aconoidasida; Haemosporida; Plasmodiidae
Product: conserved Plasmodium protein, unknown function
Exons: 1
Coding region: 1-837 (278 amino acids)
Source: RefSeq, a predicted model, not a curated record